Messenger RNA from Aaosphaeria arxii CBS 175.79, 1622 nucleotides. Its product is annotated as biotin synthase. The record is from RefSeq and is a predicted model, not a curated record. The transcript is spliced from 2 exons. Lineage: Eukaryota; Fungi; Ascomycota; Dothideomycetes; Pleosporales. Gene Ontology annotation, cellular component: mitochondrion. The coding region runs from base 83 to 1327 and encodes 414 amino acids. Gene Ontology annotation, molecular function: 2 iron, 2 sulfur cluster binding; biotin synthase activity. Gene Ontology annotation, biological process: biotin biosynthetic process.
GAGAUCACCUUGGUUGCCUCGCACGGGUUUUUUUUUUUUUUGCUUUUGUCAAUUCUAAUCCCUAUUCAUCUUCCCGCCCACCAUGGCUACACGAGCCCUCAUACGCCCAAUCGGCUUCUCAAAACAAACCGCCCGUUCCUCACAAUACCUCCGACGGUUCAGCACAGUCAUCGACGCUCCCAUCUCCCCCUCAUCUGGCAAUGUGCCACCAGCAGCUCCCAAAUCAUCCAUCUUCGAAGAUGCCGUCAACGCAACUAGCCCGAGGAACAAUUGGACUCGAGAGGAAAUCUCGGAAAUUUACAACACCUCACUCAUGGAGCUCACAUAUGCUUCCGCCACUGUCCAUCGGAGAUUCCACAACCCAGGAGCAGUCCAAAUGUGCACUCUCAUGAACAUCAAGACUGGAGGUUGCAGUGAAGAUUGCAGUUACUGUGCCCAAUCAUCCCGCUACAACACCGGUCUCAAAGCUUCAAAGAUGGUCAAUGUCGAAUCGGUCCUUGAAGCUGCUCGGAUAGCUAAAGAGAACGGUAGCUCUCGUUUCUGCAUGGGAGCCGCCUGGAGGGACAUGAGGGGCCGCAAGACGAACCUGAAGAACGUCAAAGAGAUGGUCAAGGGUGUCAGGGCCCUAGGCAUGGAGGCCUGUGUCACACUUGGUAUGAUCGAUGCCGAGCAAGCAAAGGAGCUCAAGGACGCUGGGUUGACGGCAUACAAUCACAACGUCGAUACUUCGAGGGAACAUUAUCCCAGCGUCAUUACAACACGCACGUACGACGAGCGGUUAGCUACGAUCAAGAACGUGAGCAACGCCGGCAUUCAUGUCUGCACGGGAGGAAUCCUUGGACUCGGAGAGAAGCCUAAGGACCAUGUCGGGCUGAUUCACACCGUCUCGACGCUUCCCGUCCAUCCAGAGUCGUUCCCCGUGAACGCUCUUGUCCCCAUCAAGGGAACGCCACUCGGAGAGAGCAAGACCAUUAAAUUCGAUGCUAUCCUGCGUACUAUCGCUACUGCUCGCCUCGUCCUUCCGUCUACCAUCAUCCGACUCGCCGCAGGCCGACACACCAUGCGCGAGGAGAAGCAAAUCAUGUGCUUCAUGGCCGGCGCCAACGCCGUAUUCACCGGCGAGAAGAUGCUGACCACAGCCUGCAACGGAUGGGACGAAGACAAGGAGAUGUUCCAACGAUGGGGACUGAGGCCAAUGGAAAGCCACGAGACGAUGCAAGGCCAGCAAGAGGCUGCGGUAGCUGCAGCGGCUGAAAUCGAGGUAGAUCCAAGCCUUCUGGAAGAGCCAAGUGCGGGAGCAAAGCCUGCGGCGGCCUUGGGCGCCUGAUGGAUGCGCCACUACAUUUCUUGUCUUAUCCCCAGUGAUGAACCGCAAUAUAAAAACGUUUCAAAGUAAUAUCAAACCAAAACGGCAGAUUGAUCAAAAAUCGUACGGCUCAAAUUUGCUUUUUCGCUCUUCCACAGAGAAUAAAUUGACUAUUAGGCGAGAAGAUUAUAUGCUACUAACCCCCCCCUUUCCAAACUGCCUAUUUCGGACAUCUUCCACAACAGGUCCCCCCCCCCUUCCAAUCACAAAACGUCAGAGGCCGGAAACCUACUGGUGAGCAGGCUUCUCGCUCGUC